AUUGGUAUGAUUGGUCCAGCGGUGUGCAAGUUUACCUCCGGCUUGUGUAUAAAUAUCGAAGAAUAACAUCAGUUGACAUCAAAUGCCAGUUUGUCUAAAGAUUUGAAACGGUGCAGCAGUCGCACUUCCUACUAUGUUGAUGUGUUUUGGCAGAAAGCUGUCAUCAUUUACGUCAGGUACCAAAUCGGAGGCUCAGUUGGAAAAUCAUUGGCUUCAGGGUAUGAUUAUAAGCAUUUUCCUGAAUAUGGAAUUGAUACUGUUUACGAACUAACCUUUUAAGCAUUGACAUAGCUUUCGAUUCCCACUUGUCACACGUGACUGACAUCAGAUAGAUACAGCUACUGACUCCUACUCAUCCCGCGCAGGUGACUAACAGCAGAUAGAAUCUUCUACCGGAUGCAAUCUGGACGCGAUGGGAAGCGCCGAAACUCUUCUUGCGUGGAAUGUGUCGACAGAAAGUACUGGAAACGAGAAUGGUAUACUACGAGUGGACGAUAGAUCCACAGCAGAGGUGAUACUGUCAAUACUGACAAUGGCUUUAAUCAUAUUCCUGAGCAUCGCUGGGAAUAUACUUGUGCUGGCGGCAAUCGUUCGGGAAAACGUUCUUCACAGUAAAACGUCUGUAUUCAUUGCCAAUUUAGCCAUUGCAGAUCUUCUGAACGCUAUCCUGAACAUGACCACUAUUUUGGUCAGCUGUAUAUACGACAAGUGGAUAUUCGGUGAAAUCAUAUGUGGCAUUAUUGGAGCAUCGCUUGUUUUAGCUUGUUCGGCUAGCAUCAAUACAUUGGGAGCAAUAGCCCUCGAUCGCUACUUCGCCAUCGUGUACCCUUUCCAGUAUGCAAAGCGCAUGUCGACCUGUCGCAUAGUGGCUUUUCUGGUCUGGAUCUGGACGCAGUCUUUGUUCUUCAGUGUCAUGCCAGUAUUGGGCUGGUCAGAAUUCGUGUACAUCGAAUCGGAAUAUCUCUGCUCUGCCGACUGGUCUACAGACUGGUCAUAUACAGUCAUCAUUGUCGUUGUAAACAUGGUACCCCCGAUAUGCUUGAUGACCUACUCCUACAGGCAUAUACUUAGGAUCGCAUCAGCGCACCGGAAGCAGAUGAGGACACAGCAUAGCGUCAAAGAACCAAACGAAAGUGUGCCUCGGAGCAGGAAUCGCAAGACAGUCGAGGCUUUCGCCAAACGAGCCAAACAGAUUCGACAGGACACCAAGGCUGCUACCACUCUGCUCAUCGUCAUGGGCACCUUUCUCAUCUGUUGGCUCCCGCAUACCAUUACGAUGCUUUGCUUUGCUUUCCCGUCGUGCACCGCUAUUCCCCAAGGGAUCUACGUCCUGUCGACCUGGUUCGCUAUGUUGAAUUCUGCCUGCAACCCUUUCAUCUACUGUAUAACGAAUAAUCAGUUCAGGCAAGCGUUCAAGCGGACCCUUGACCACAUCAUGCCGCUGUCGUGCAGGAGAAGAAUGGCUCGGCGUGUGGAGCCCGACUCGGCCUUUGCAUCAGUAUCGGCACCUAAUGCAUCUUCAGAUCCACGCAUCUUCAUAUCUACCCAUGAUCUUAGUCAUUCGGUGACUGAUCCCACACCCGGUACGAACAGAGCAGAAUUGUCUGUUGAUUACAACAAUAGCGAGUUUACGCUUCCACAAGUCACUCGUACGGAUACAAGAACAUAAAAAAUGAGUUUUCAAAUGCCAUUCACGACAAAGAACAACCGAGAAGUCUUUGUCGAACAUUGGUGAAUCUAGACAAAAGUUUUAUCCUGGACUCUAGACAAAAAAAAACAUAUUUGUAAUUGUUCGUCCGCUCCGAAACUUAGGACAAAAUUAAUGUUCCGGUAAACCAAUUUUCGGCAAAGACCUUCCAGUUAUUCUUUGUCGACGAUUGUGAUUUCAUUGUUCGUCCAUUUUGUCCAUUGUCUGGAGCGGAUGAAAACGGAUGCAGCCACCCAAAAAUUUGACUUGUCCGCUGUAUCCGUUAUGAAUACCUUUUGUGUCCAUCGGCCAGUGGGACCAGGCCUUUACAUGUCUUGCACAGAAAUGGUCGAUUAUUAGGGAUCAUC
Lytechinus variegatus (green sea urchin) is the source of this 2055-nucleotide messenger RNA. Its product is annotated as tyramine receptor 1-like. Gene Ontology annotation, cellular component: membrane. Bases 413 to 1669 code for a protein of 418 amino acids. The transcript has a single exon. The record is from RefSeq and is a predicted model, not a curated record. Gene Ontology annotation, molecular function: G protein-coupled receptor activity. Lineage: Eukaryota; Metazoa; Echinodermata; Echinoidea; Temnopleuroida; Toxopneustidae. Gene Ontology annotation, biological process: G protein-coupled receptor signaling pathway.